CGUUUUCCAAGUUGGAGUGAGUAGGAUUAAGAUUUGUCGUUGAUUUGAGCCUUCUUCCCUCUUUUAUCUUGGCCCGAAGCCUGUCUUCCUAUCAACCCUCCUCCGUCCGCCGCCGCAGCAGCACCAAGGAUUCAUGGAGCCUCCCCCGCCAAAGAAACCUCGGUUCGUCUUACACCCACCACCACAACAAUCCCCUACCAUGAUUCCUCCCGUUCCAAACAUGCCUUCAUCGAUCUCUACGAUGCUCCCUCCCCUUCCUCCUCCCGCCAUUGACCCAAACCUCGUGUUCUACAAGACCCGACUGUGCCAGAAUUUUAGCACCAGGGGCGUCUGCCCCUACGGCCACCUCUGCAGGUUCGCCCACGGACCCGCCGACCUCCGCGAGCCGGUGCCCAACUGGCAGGAUAUCGCCGGGACGCACAAGACCAAAUUGUGCCGGAGCUUUGCCGCCGGUGCCUGCCCUUACGGCGACAGAUGCUUGUACUCGCACUCGCAUGCACGAGGGAGUGCCUCGGCCGUGAGACCGACGCUGCCUGCAGCGCCUGUAGCCAACGCCAGCCGAUCCAACGAGAGAUGCGUCUCCGCGCAUGGUUCUGCAGUGUUGAAGAAGACUCCGAUGAGCGUUGCGGAGGCAGCGAAGGAUUAUUCGGAAGAGGCUACGAGAAGCAGAACUCUUCCCAGAUCUGCAAACUCUCCGACCCACGUUGGGACAGGAACACCACCACCACCCAGCUCAGAACCAACAUUGAAGUGUUUCCCAAGGUUGCGGAGGAUAAAGAAGCUGAACCAUAUUUACGCAGACUGGAUCGAUUGAUAUCUCUCCCCACUUCGAAUGGGGACGUACAGUUGACGACGGAAAAAAUUUAGAUAUAUUUUUCUUUCUUUUUUAUGCAAUAUAGUUAGUUAUCUUAGGAUAAUUAAUUCAUAGUGAAUC
Messenger RNA from Musa acuminata AAA Group (dessert banana), 934 nucleotides. RefSeq names its product zinc finger CCCH domain-containing protein 39-like. The record is from RefSeq and is a predicted model, not a curated record. Gene Ontology annotation, molecular function: metal ion binding; mRNA binding. The transcript is spliced from 2 exons. NCBI's taxonomy places the organism in Eukaryota, Viridiplantae, Streptophyta, Magnoliopsida, Zingiberales, Musaceae. The coding region runs from base 134 to 814 and encodes 226 amino acids.